AAUAGUUCCGCCUUGUACUUGGAGGUAACACCAUUCAGUCAAAGAACUUCUGAGUGGCAUCAUUAAUAACUGCAUUCGGUGUUGAUGUCCUUUCCCUUCUUUGUAACUGUAGAAAGCAGCGUGUUGUCGAAUCAUCCUGUACAUUUGUUAAAUAUUCAUCUAUUUAAACAUGCCAUCUGAUGCUAAGAAAAGACGUGACGCUAAAAAGAAAGAGGCAGCAAAAGCAAGAACACAGAAGAAACCUGGACAGAAAUCAGAAGAUAAUCCCAGUGAGAUUGUUAAUGGUGUUGAGACAGCUGCUGAAAAUGAGAGUAUAACAAAUGGUGUUCAUAUUUCUGCUGCUGAGGAGGAAUUAGUAAAGAAACUAGAAAAUGAUAUGAAAUUAAAUGCAGAAGCUCGAGCAUGUACGGGAGUAUUAGCCGUUCAUCCCAGGUCCAGAGAUAUAAAAAUUGAAAACUUUUCUAUAAAUUUCCAUGGAGUAGAAAUUUUAGCUGACACUAAAUUGGAGUUAAAUUGUGGUAGAAGAUAUGGAUUAAUAGGUUUAAAUGGCUGUGGAAAGUCCACCCUUCUUGCUGCACUUGGUAGGCGAGAGGUUCCUAUUCAAGAUCACAUUGAUAUCUACCAUCUGACUCGAGAAAUGGAAGCUAGUGAAAAAUCUGCACUUCAGGCUGUCAUGGAUGUAGAUGUUGAAAGAACAAGGCUGGAGAGGCUUGCUGAAGAAUUGGCUCAUUUUGAUGAUGAAGAAUCCCAGGAGCAAUUAAUGGAUAUUUAUGACAGGCUGGAUGAAAUAGGAGCUGAGAAAGCACAAGCUAAAGCUGCUUACAUUUUACAUGGUUUAGGCUUUUCUAAAGCCAUGCAGCAGAAAAUGUGUAAAGAUUUUUCUGGUGGGUGGAGAAUGCGAAUUGCAUUGGCUAGAGCUUUGUAUGUACGGCCACAUUUGCUGCUUUUGGAUGAGCCAACAAAUCACUUGGAUUUGGAAGCUUGUGUGUGGUUGGAAGAUGAAUUGAAAACGUAUAAAAGAAUAUUAGUGGUUAUAUCUCAUUCUCAAGAUUUUCUAAAUGGUGUCUGUACAAAUAUAAUUCAUAUCAACAAGAAGAAAUUGAAUUACUAUGGUGGUAACUAUGACACAUUUGUUCGAACUCGUUUAGAACUUCUGGAAAAUCAAAUGAAACGGUACAACUGGGAGCAGAGUCAGAUAGCACAUAUGAAGGAUUAUAUUGCCCGUUUUGGACAUGGAAGUGCUAAGUUAGCUAGACAAGCACAAAGUAAAGAAAAAACGAUGGCAAAAAUGGUAGCUGGUGGCUUAACAGAAAAAGUUGUAACUGAAAAGGUUGUUCAGUUCUACUUUCCAGACUGUGGUACAAUUCCUCCUCCAGUUAUUAUGGUGCAGAAUGUCUCAUUUAGGUAUAAGGAUGAUGGGCCGUGGAUUUACAAAAAUCUUGAAUUUGGUAUUGAUUUGGACUCGAGGAUUGCUCUUGUUGGUCCUAACGGAGCUGGAAAAUCAACUUUAUUGAAACUUUUAUGUGCUGAAGUUGUUCCUUCCGAUGGGUUAAUUAGGACACAUUCCCAUUUACGAAUUGCCAGGUAUCACCAGCAUUUAACAGAUUUACUCAAUCUUGAUAUAUCAGCAUUAGAAUAUAUGAUGAAUAGCUUUCCAGAAAUUAAGGAAAAAGAAGAAAUGAGAAAAAUAAUAGGACGGUUUGGCUUAACAGGUCGUCAACAGAUAUGCCCUAUUAGACAGUUAUCAGAUGGUCAGCGAUGCCGUGUUGUUUUUGCAUGGCUAGCGUGGCAGGCUCCUCACUUACUUCUUCUUGACGAACCUACAAAUCACUUGGAUAUGGAAACUAUAGAUGCCUUAGCUGAAGCUCUGAAUGAUUUCCAAGGAGGCAUGGUACUGGUUAGCCACGAUUUUAGACUUAUAAGUCAGGUGGCAAAAGAAAUCUGGGUAUGUGAAAAUCAGACUGUAACUAAAUGGACUGGCACUAUACAAAGUUACAAAGAACAUUUACGUAAAAGAAUUAUGAAGGAUUUAGAAAAGCCACUAUAGAUAAAUACCAAAGAAUAAGCAUGUUUAUAUUUCAACCUCCGUCAGCUGCAGUUCUCAUACUUAACACACCUUUUAUUUAGAUGUGCACAAAUAUUAUUUUUAAAAUAUUAAAUAUUGUGUUUGACAACUGGUCUGCAUUUAAAAACCGAUUUCUUAUGUUAUUUAAAUUAAAUGGCUAAACAUGAAUGGAAAUUAAUUUGAAUAUGAUUUUGUUUGCUGUUCAUAUAAAUUAAACAACUAUUUUCAAUGCCUUAUUUCAUUAUAGUUACCUAGAAUUAUUAAAUAGUUUUAGCCUUAAGUGCUUUAAUAUUAAAUUGCCAUGAUGUUUUUUAAAAUAUUUUGUAUAUUUUAUUAAAUAAUGUCCUGUCUAAUAACUGUAACUUAUAUUUUUAGGGAGCAUUAUAAAUAGUUAAAUAAAAAUUAAUUUGAAAUUAGCUGUAAUUUAUUUUUUGUUAAUUGAUAAAAAGUAAAAUCUAAUUUGAUUAAAGUCGUUUGUGGGGAGUUUGUAAAAAUUUGUGAAAAAAUGUGUAUUAAGUUGUAGGUGAAAAAUGACAUAUUUUUAAAAUGCUCAGAUUUACAUAAACAAUAAUCAUGUAUGAGUGAAAGUUCUUCCUGAAUUUGUAGUACAUAAGCUGUGACUUGUUUUUAUGAUAGCUUUUGUUCUAUUAUGAAACAUGGAAAUGUGAUAAUUUGUAAAUGGAAGUGAAUAAAACAAGAGCUCCUGUUUUUGACUUACA
This is a messenger RNA of Stegodyphus dumicola, 2784 nucleotides long. Its product is annotated as ATP-binding cassette sub-family F member 2. Gene Ontology annotation, molecular function: ATP binding; ATP hydrolysis activity. The record is from RefSeq and is a predicted model, not a curated record. NCBI's taxonomy places the organism in Eukaryota, Metazoa, Arthropoda, Arachnida, Araneae, Eresidae.